AUGUUUGUGGCUCCUUGGAACUCCGAAGGCUCUUUAAAAAUUCCCAAAAUCUCUACUGUUCCAGCUUGGGUGACCCUACAAAAUAUCCCAACCAGCUACUACUCUAGACUUGGAAUCUCGCACAUUGCUUCAGGUCUAGGUGAGCCUAUGCUUACGCAUAAGCCAAGGCUUGAUCCCUUAAAUAUUGGAGAGGCUAAGAUCUUGGUGGAAAUAGAGCUCGACAAGAGUUUCCCCAAACAGAUUGCUUUGGACGACAAGCUUGGUAACAUAUUUUUAGUUGAUGUGAUCUACUCUUGGAUUCCAUCAACUUGUGAAAGAUGUGGGAGUCUAGGUCACAAAGCAAAGAGGUGUUUACUAAAGGAAGACAAGAUUCCACCAACAAAUGAAAAAAGAUCUGAACACAAGGAUGUGGAUAUCCCAGUGGUUGCUAUAGACUCCUUCUUGGAUAAUACUGAUUCUGAUGUCCAGCAGAAUUGUGUCACUCCUAAGGUGCCAAGAGAGAGUAUCAAGGCCAACAACAUCAUAAGUGAGCUGCCUAAUCUAGCAGUAGAUCAGAUUCUAGGACAAGAGCUUGGUCCUCAACAAACUGUUCUUACACCUCAACAUGUUCCCUUUCAAUUCGGGAAGCCAGGAGCGUCCUCAACGCACAUUAAUUCUUCACCAGCAACUACUGACUCUGUGUCUCCUCGGGUAGCUCUUCCUCACAAGGAUAACUCUGCUACUUAUAAAUCACUUCCGGAUGCAAAGGUUACCUAUUCAUCUACCCUAGCAGGUACAUCAUCUGCUCACACUUCUUUCCAAGUUAUGGACGAUGCUCCAUCAGAAAUUACCAUGAAUGAGGGUACAGCACUCUCAGAAAAUGAUCCUUUAAAAAUGACCCCUCUUUCAACCGAGUCAAUCCAAGAAGUAAGUAAUAUGGAGAGUAAUUUUCAUAUUACUGAACAAAUGGAUGAAUUUGGAAGCAUGACAAGAGGAGGUCAGUUGAUCAAACCGACACAAAAAUACCAAGAUAUGGGAUGGAUGACAGUUUGUGGCAGAGGAAAACGAGGCCGUAGAGGUCGAGGUUCCUAUCAAGCGCAAUAA
Brassica napus (rape) is the source of this 1083-nucleotide messenger RNA. RefSeq lists its product as uncharacterized. Lineage: Eukaryota; Viridiplantae; Streptophyta; Magnoliopsida; Brassicales; Brassicaceae. The coding region runs from base 1 to 1083 and encodes 360 amino acids. The transcript has a single exon. The record is from RefSeq and is a predicted model, not a curated record. Gene Ontology annotation, molecular function: zinc ion binding; nucleic acid binding.